Aptenodytes forsteri (emperor penguin) is the source of this 1610-nucleotide messenger RNA. RefSeq names its product tubulointerstitial nephritis antigen like 1 (gene TINAGL1). Lineage: Eukaryota; Metazoa; Chordata; Aves; Sphenisciformes; Spheniscidae. Gene Ontology annotation, molecular function: peptidase inhibitor activity; cysteine-type peptidase activity. The record is from RefSeq and is a predicted model, not a curated record. Gene Ontology annotation, biological process: proteolysis. The annotation marks the transcript as partial. The transcript has 12 exons. Gene Ontology annotation, cellular component: lysosome.
CCCUACUGCCAGCAAGGGGACGUCUGCUGUCACGGCCGCGACGACGGCUGCACCGUGCCCUACCAUGACACCCUCUGCUACUGCGACCUCUUCUGCAACCGCACCAUCUCCGACUGCUGCCCUGACUUCUGGGAGUACUGCCUGGGCAUCCCGGCCCCCUUCCCCAAAGCCCCAGGCUGUGCCCGUGCCGGCCGCGGCUACCCCACUGGAGCCACAUACCGGGAGAACUGCAACCUAUGCACUUGCGGCCCCAGCGGGCAGUGGCAGUGCGAGGACCACGCCUGCCUGAUGGACGGGGAGCUGAUUGACGCCGUCAACAGGGGCAAUUACGGCUGGAGAGCUGCCAACUACAGCCAGUUUUGGGGCAUGACGCUGGAGGACGGGAUCCGGCACCGCCUGGGCACCUUCCGGCCCUCUCCCACCGUCAUGAACAUGAAUGAGAUGCACAUGAACAUGGACUCCAACGAGGUGCUGCCCCGCCACUUUGAUGCAGCCGCAAAGUGGCCUGGGAUGAUCCAUGAGCCCCUGGACCAGGGCAACUGCGCCGGUUCCUGGGCCUUCUCCACGGCGGCCGUCGCCUCGGACCGCAUCUCCAUCCACUCCAUGGGACACAUGACGCCCUCCCUGUCGCCCCAAAACCUCCUGUCCUGCGACACACGUGGGAUGGAGAGUGGGGUUAUGGGGAGGGGGGUGGUGACGGACGAGUGCUACCCCUUCACCAGCCAGGAGAGCCAGCCGGUGGCACAGCCCUGCAUGAUGCACAGCCGCUCCACGGGCAGGGGCAAGCGGCAGGCGACGGCGCGCUGCCCCAACCCCCAGACCCACGCCAACGAGAUCUACCAGUCCACCCCCGCCUACCGCCUCUCCUCCAGCGAGAAGGAGAUCAUGAAGGAGCUGCUGGAGAACGGCCCUGUGCAAGCCAUCCUGGAGGUGCACGAGGAUUUCUUCAUGUACAAGAGUGGGAUCUAUCGGCACACGCCGGUGGCUGAGGGGAAGGGGCCGAAGCACCAGAGACACGGGACCCACUGGGUCAAAAUCACCGGGUGGGGAGAAGAGCAGCUGCCUGAUGGCCAGACCCAAAAAUACUGGACCGCGGCCAACUCCUGGGGCACGGCGUGGGGCGAGGGCGGCCACUUCCGCAUCGCCCGCGGCGUCAACGAAUGCGAGGUGGAGACCUUCGUGGUGGGCGUCUGGGGCCGCAUCAGCAUGGAGGACAUGACCCAUAAGUGAGCACCCCCCUGCCCACGGCCCCCUCAUCACGGGGCCCCCCAGCCCCACAGAUGUCCUUGUCCCCACGAUGACCCUGCCCAGCACCACAGCCCCUCCGUCCCCUCCUGGAGGCACCCGUGGGGUGGGACCCCCACACAGCCCCGUGCCGCCGGGCAGGGGGAUGGGACUGUCCCCUCGAUCCCCAUCCCCGGGGGCCACGUGCCCCCGCUGUGCUGACGCGGCGGCUGGGUGCAGUGGUGCGUGCACGGGGCAUGCGGCCGGGGGUGCCCUGGGGGCCCGUCCUGUGUCCCAUGGGAUUUACCCACUAAUCCCUGGGCUCGGCUGAGCUUCGAGCUUCAGUGGCAGCCGGGUGCUCUUCAAAGGUGGCCGCCCCCCGCCCU